AUGAGGAGAUCAAGNGAGGUUUUGGAGGUGCAAGUUGAAAAGAAAGAGAAGAAAAAGAAAAAGAAGAAAGAGGAUGGUGAAGCUUUAUCGCCUGAUGGUGAAACAGCUAAGAAAGAGAAGAAAAAGAAAGAUAAAGAGAAGGGUGAGUCUGGGUCAUCUGAUGAAGAGAAAUCUGAGAAGAAGAAAAAGAAGAAAAAGAAUAAAGGUGCAGAGAAUGGUGAUACCUCUGCGUUGCCCUCAGCUACCAUUGGGAGUGAUGAUGAAGUAACCAAAAGUGAGAAGAAGAAGGAAAAGAAGAAGAAGAAAAAUAAGGAUGCAGAAGUGGAGUAGAUCAAAAGAUUGGUCUGACCUGAGAAAUACUUGUAUGUAUGCCAGCUUAUUUAUCAUCGCCAAUGACAUGUAUGUGUUCAGAGAUUUAUCUUCUGUUGCACGUAGCGGGCACAACCUGUUUUCAGUCUUGAGUUUGGAUAUGAGACUGGUUUAUUUAGCUUAUUAGUUUCAGUUGGUUUCUUGUACCUUUUAUUUUCUUUUGGCUGGUAUUUGAGAUCUGGUACGUUUUUUCUUGAAAUUAUUGUUAGCUCAGUUUUCAUAAUAUGCUUUAAAUUCUGUACUCUUGUAGUAUUGUUGAUAUUGACGUGUUUCUAUGUGUGGUGAAUUUUGUAUGAUAUCAAUUAUCAACCAUGGUAUGCAUCAUCAGGU
Messenger RNA from Ilex paraguariensis (yerba mate), 699 nucleotides. The record is from the annotation of a GenBank genome assembly. NCBI's taxonomy places the organism in Eukaryota, Viridiplantae, Streptophyta, Magnoliopsida, Aquifoliales, Aquifoliaceae.